Hyla sarda is the source of this 990-nucleotide messenger RNA. Its product is annotated as olfactory receptor 4E2-like. Gene Ontology annotation, cellular component: membrane. The transcript has 3 exons. Lineage: Eukaryota; Metazoa; Chordata; Amphibia; Anura; Hylidae. The coding region runs from base 1 to 990 and encodes 329 amino acids. The record is from RefSeq and is a predicted model, not a curated record. Gene Ontology annotation, molecular function: G protein-coupled receptor activity; olfactory receptor activity. Gene Ontology annotation, biological process: G protein-coupled receptor signaling pathway.
AUGCCAUUUAACAAUCACAGUUCAGUUUUGGAGUUCACACUUAGUGGUCUCUCCCACUCACGUGAAACACAGUUUAUUUUCUUUGUUGUUUUUCUGGUUUUGUAUUUAAUUACUUUAUCUGGGAAUCUGUCCAUUAUAACCGCAGUACAUAUAGAUUCACAUCUACGUUCUCCAAUGUACUUCUUCCUUAGUAGCUUGUCUUUUUUGGACAUAUGUUACUCAACGGUCACCAUACCAAAGAUGCUUAUUAAUAUCCUUUUAGACAGAAAGACAAUCUCAUUCAGCCAAUGUAUAUCUCAGCUUUUCUUCCUUCACUUAUUUGGAGGCACAGAGUGCUUCCUACUUACCGUCAUGGCAUAUGACCGUUAUGUGGCCAUUUGUAAUCCACUGCGAUAUCAUAUAGUCAUGAAUCACAGGUUUUGCCUCUGGUUGGUGGCAUUAAGUUGGUUUGCAGGAUUUCUGCAUUCAUUCACUCAGGCUUUUCUUACGUACCAGCUUCCAUUUUGUGGUCCAAACAAAAUCAACCACUUCUUCUGUGAUGUCCAUCCACUGGCCGUUCUUGCCUGUACUGACACAUACUUUAUAGAUAUGUUCAUUAUUGGCAAUAGUGGGAUGAUUUCUCUUAUCUGUUUUGUUAUUUUAAUGUUUUCCUACCUUGGCAUUAUUACAACAAUCUUAAAGAUCCAUUCAUCAGAGGGGAGGCAGAAGGCAUUUUCUACCUGUGCUUCCCACAUUUUGGUUGUUACAUUCUUUUUUGGACCAUGUGUAUUUAUCUACUUAAGACCACCCGUGAAUUAUCCAUCAGAUAAGUUAAUAUCUGUGCUCUACACAGUGCUGACACCUUUAUUAAACCCAAUAAUAUAUACCUUACGAAACCAGGAGGUUAAAAGUGCUAUCAAAAAGUUACUGGGCAUUGGAAGAGAAAUUUGUCCGGAAUGGAAGAACAAUGGACCCCCCACAUUUUUCAAUGCACAGUUAAUUACCUUGUAG